GAUAGGCAGUGAAGAUGCAGACUUUCCCUUUGUUUGUACAUCAUUUCUCCCGGAAAGAGAAAGAGUGAUGAGUGCCACAAGUGCAACGUGGUUGGUGGCAGUGGUGGGUGUGGUGGUGGUGGUGGUGUGGAGGGUGGUGGAGUGGGUGUGGGUGAGGCCAAAGAGGGUGGAAAAGGUGUUGAGAACGCAAGGCUUCGAUGGCAACCCCUAUAGGGUUUUGAUUGGGGACACAAGGGAAAUGUACAGGGUGCUCCUGCAAGCUGCAAAAUCUCAAAAACCCACUAAUUUUCUCUCCGAUCACAACGACGUAGCACCGCAUCUCACAACCUUUAACCAUCACAUCGUCAACAAAUUCGGGAAAAAAUCAUUUUCAUGGGAAGGUCCUACACCAAAAGUGAUCAUCACAGAGCCUGAGCAUAUCAAAGAAAUCUUCAACAAGAUGCAAGACUUUGGGAAGCCCAAAUUGAGCCCCAUUUUCAAGUUGUUAGGUACUGGACUUGCAAAUUUAGAAGGCGACACAUGGCGGAUGCACCGAAAGAUUAUCAAUCCUGCUUUCCAUUUAGAAAAACUCAAGGUUAUGUUACCAAUAUUUUCAAGAUGUUGCGAUGAUAUGGUUUCCAAAUGGGAAGAGAUGUUAUCUUCAGAUGACAAAUGUGAGAUUGAUGUAUGGCCUUACCUUCAAAGUUUGACCUGUGAUAUUAUUUCUAGAACAGCAUUUGGAAGCAGUUAUGAAGAAGGAAAAAGAAUAUUUGAACUUCUGAAAGAGCAAGGUGGACUUAUUAUGAAAUCACGCAGCGUUUACAUUCCAGGAUGGUGGUUGCUACCAACAACUACACAUAGGAGAAUUAAACAAAUUGAUACUGAAAUACGAGCAUCACUUAAAGGUAUCAUCAACAAACGAGAGGAAGCAAUGAAGGCCGGUGAAGUCUUGAACAAUGACUUAUUGGGCAUGCUUUUGGAAUCAAAUCGUAUGGAAUCACAAGAACAUGGAAACAAUAAGAACCUUGCAAUGACUAACCAAGAAGUAAUCGAAGAAUGCAAUGCAUUCUACAUAGCAGGACAAGAAACCACAUCAGUUUUGCUGGUUUGGACAAUGAUAUUGCUGAGUAGGCAUCCUGAUUGGCAAGCACGUGCUAGGGAUGAAGUAUUGGAAGUUUUUGGUAACCAAAAACCAGACUAUAAUGGGCUAAGUCACCUCAAAAUUGUAACCAUGAUUUUAUACGAGGUUUUAAGGUUGUACCCACCUGUAGUUUAUUUCAGUCGAGCCAUCUCAAGGGAUGUGAAACUUGGAAACCUUUCUCUACCAGCAGGAGUGCAAGUUUCCAUACCAAUCUUGUUGAUCCACCAUGAUCGUGAUAUCUGGGGUGAUGAUGCUACUGAGUUCAAACCAGAAAGAUUUUCUGAAGGAGUUGCAAAGGCAACAAAGGGCCAAGUCACUUUUUUCCCAUUUGGAUGGGGUCCUAGAGUGUGCAUAGGCCAAAAUUUUGCUCUAUUAGAAGCAAAAUUGGUUUUGUCAUUACUUCUACAACGGUUCUCAUUUGAGCUUUCUCCGGCCUAUACACAUGCUCCAGCCACUGUGCUCACUCUUCAUCCAAAACAUGGGGCUCAUAUCAUCUUACGCAAGUUGUAGUUUCAUACUUUUUUAGACUUGGCAAACUCAUCCCCAUUUAGUUUUAUGUUAUAAUAUCUUGUAUUUAAUUAUAGAGGGAUACCUCUUCUAAAUAUAUUGAAUGCUACUACUUGUAAUUCCUAACAUGCAAGAUCUUAUAUUGUUUUAAUUUCUA
Molecule: messenger RNA, 1784 nt
Organism: Cajanus cajan (pigeon pea)
Lineage: Eukaryota; Viridiplantae; Streptophyta; Magnoliopsida; Fabales; Fabaceae
Product: 11-oxo-beta-amyrin 30-oxidase
Molecular function (GO): oxidoreductase activity, acting on paired donors, with incorporation or reduction of molecular oxygen; monooxygenase activity; heme binding
Source: RefSeq, a predicted model, not a curated record